Hemibagrus wyckioides is the source of this 3143-nucleotide messenger RNA. RefSeq names its product peroxisome proliferator-activated receptor delta b (gene ppardb). Gene Ontology annotation, cellular component: nucleus. Gene Ontology annotation, molecular function: zinc ion binding; RNA polymerase II cis-regulatory region sequence-specific DNA binding; nuclear receptor activity. The record is from RefSeq and is a predicted model, not a curated record. Gene Ontology annotation, biological process: positive regulation of transcription by RNA polymerase II; negative regulation of inflammatory response; regulation of lipid metabolic process. The transcript has 8 exons. The coding region runs from base 556 to 2085 and encodes 509 amino acids. NCBI's taxonomy places the organism in Eukaryota, Metazoa, Chordata, Actinopteri, Siluriformes, Bagridae.
CGCCACGCUUGACGCGCUGUGUGUGUGGUUUACUGUCAAUCCUGUGAGCAAUCACAGCAAGAUUUUACCAAAGUUUACUUGAAUACUUUGUCCACGGUUGUUAGCUCCCAGUCUCAGACAGAGGGUCAACUCGUACAGAAUAACGAACAACGGAAGUGUGUUAUUGCCUAUAUGUUAAUAAGUUUGUACCUCAAAAAGGGCGACGCGCAUUAGCUUUAGCUAGCUAGCAGCUGGUAAGAAAACAAAUCGGAUAUUGUGGACUGAAGCAAUGUGAUGGUCAACCUGAAAAAAUACUACUCAAACUUCUUAUUCUCUGGUCAUGCGACCGCGACAUACACACCACCGCUGCUUGGACAUAGUUGAUAUCUACAGAAAACGAAAGUUGGUCACUCAUCCGUCGUCCUGGGAGCCUUAAACGAGACCAGACAGCAGGAACAGCAGGUAGGACUGCUGAUGACUAACGACGUGGAUGUUUGUGUUGUUCAGCAGCAGGGUAGACGUAAUAGCCGCAUGAUGGAGUGAUGCAAACUUUAGCUGGCAGGCUGACGAAGAGCCAUGGAGGGAGUCGAGCAAGAAGCUUCUAUGGGGAAGAGUGGCAGUCUGGCAGAGCUGACUGUCGUGCAGAAUGUUGUAGCUUUGGAUGGGCUUACUGAUGAUGAAAGGUCAUCACAGCCUGACCUCAACUUUCCUCACAUUACUGAGGACACAACAUGGUUAAUGGUUCAGGAAGGAGAACCGAACCCCUCUGAGCUGCAGGAGCUCGGCUCUGCCUCGGGUGAGGAAGGGGAAAGUAAAGAGGCCAUGGACAAUCAAUGUGUUCAGAAUGGAGAGGAAGCUGAAAAGGAUAAACUACAGAACAACAGCAGUGCUGCAAUAACCACCAGCACAUGUCCAGAGCCGCUGCAGAGCUCCACUCUCUCAUUGUCUGAUCAUUUAAAGUUGGGUCGAGAUGAGUCCGAAAGUACGGGACUAAAUGUGGAGUGCAAGAUAUGUGGGGACAAAGCUUCAGGGUUCCACUACGGUGUACAUGCCUGCGAGGGCUGCAAGGGUUUUUUCAGACGUACCAUUCGUAUGAAGCUAGAGUAUGAACGCUGUGAACGGGCCUGUCGAAUACAAAAGAAGAGUCGCAAUAAAUGCCAAUACUGCCGCUUCCAAAAGUGUCUGUCUCUUGGCAUGUCCCAUGAUGCUAUUCGUUAUGGCCGUAUGCCAGAGGCAGAGAAGAAGAAGCUGGUGGCAGGACUGCUAGCAGGAGAGAAGAGUCUGCUGAGCCCUGGAGGCUCUGAUCUCAAAACUUUGGCAAAGCACGUAAACUCAGCCUACCUAAAAAACCUCAAUAUGACCAAGAAGAAGGCACGAAGCAUCCUCACUGGAAAAACCAACUGCACCCCGCCGUUUGUGAUUCAUGAUAUGGACUCAUUGUGGCAAGCAGAGAAUGGUUUAGUCUGGAACCAGCUGAAUGGUGCUCCCCCAAACAAAGAAAUUGGAGUGCAUGUCUUCUACCGCUGCCAGUGCACCACAGUGGAAACUGUUCGAGAGCUCACAGAGUUUGCCAAAAAUAUCCCUGGCUUUGUAGAGCUCUUCCUUAAUGAUCAGGUAACUUUGUUAAAGUAUGGUGUCCAUGAGGCCAUUUUUGCAAUGCUACCAUCACUCAUGAAUAAAGACGGACUCCUGGUAGCCAACGGGAAGGGCUUUGUGACGAGAGAGUUUCUACGGAGCCUGCGCAAACCCUUCAGUGAAAUUAUGGAACCCAAGUUUGAAUUUGCUGUGAAGUUCAAUGCCCUUGAGCUGGACGAUAGUGACCUGGCUCUGUUUGUUGCGGCCAUCAUACUGUGUGGAGACCGACCCGGACUCAUGAAUGUGAAGCAGGUCGAGCAGAUUCAGGACAGCAUCCUCCAAGCUCUGGAUCAACACCUCCAGGCUCACCAUCCAGAGUCAGUGCACCUCUUCCCCAAACUGCUGCAAAAGAUGGCUGACCUGAGACAGUUGGUCACAGAAAACGCUCAGCUGGUCCAGAUGAUUAAGAAGACUGAAUCUGAGACCUCGCUUCAUCCGCUUCUGCAAGAAAUCUAUAAAGACAUGUAUUAAGUCUUAUGACUUAGGACAUCCAAACUGAGCUAAAAGACAUUAUGCACACAGGCAUCCACGGUGCUGCAGAUACCAUAGAAUUUUUAUAUUGGCAUUUAUGGAGUUUUACAGAUACUGUGUUUGAAAACUGACACUUUUCUUCGGGGCAGGGCUUUUUUUUUCCCAAAAAAGUAGUUUUGAUUUUUGUGAAGGUCAACCUCAGUUUCCAGCUGGUGAACAGCACAUUAACAUGACUCAGAAUAUAACAGUAUUUUGUUAAAAUGUGUGUUAUAUAGAUAUCUUUUUUUCCUUUUGUUUCUAAUGAAUUAAUCGUUCAAUGAAAAUAAUGGGGAGUAGUAAUAAUUAUCAUUUUACAUAUUUCAAGGCUGCUGCACAGACCUAAAUCCAGAUUUCACAGGACUCUAUAGGAUCGUUCUAAUUCUCUUUAUUAAUUAAUUUAGUAACAUUUAUUGAUUAAAGGCCGGUCCCAUGCUGUAGCAUCUGAAAGAUGGGGAAACUGUUUUGCUUGGUGAAUUACUCAGGUUUUGAGUAACUGCCUGUCAGUUUUUUUCCUCUUUCUUGCUUUACAUUUACUAAAUGAAUUAAAUAGCCAUGUGAAAUUCACCAUGAGCUUGAAUUUCCAGUCGAUCUUAUAUGCAUAUGGAAUAUAAAUAUUUUGCUGAGUUAAUUAAUUUCUCCAGUACUAUGUACUGUUUCUCAUAUUUGUCAAAAAUUUAGGUAUACUUCAUGCAACUUCCAUGAUUCAGAUUCAGUUGGUUUCUUAAAGGAAUAGUUUGUACUUUGAAACUAAAUAUUGAUUUUGAGCCAUAUUAGUAGAGCGAAGACUUGCACAACAAUUCUGCAGUUUGAAACUGACUAUAUAGAAAGACCCAUUACAUCCAGUCAUUUGUAAGAGAGCAGCAUGUCACUAAUCUAAAAAUCAAUAUUUACUUUCUGGUCCUGUGGAGAAGGGAAAAGUACAGGUGAAUGGACAAAUACAAAGCAGACAAUUCUGAAUUUUGUUUUUAAUUAAGAGCUCACAAUGUAAUUCUGUGUUGGAGUAAAGUCAUAUUUAUGUU